UAUCCGGAAUGAAAUUUCCCACAAUUUCAAUCGAUAAAAAAUUUUCAAAUGUUCCCUGACUACUCUUCAGUCGGCUUUCGAUUUAAAAAAUUUAACUAAUCCCAUUUGGCAUGAAAAUUAAACCGGCAAAUUUUAUAUAAAAAUGGACUUUCCAGGGGAAAUAGAGUUAGCUGCAAUUGAAAGACAGAUUUUUAACUCAUUACUGCCGUUGCGCAAAUAAUGAAUUAUAUCCACUUAUCAUAACCAAUUAAAAUUUAUGCUGGCUUCAACAAAACGGUAUCAUGGAUAAUGCAGUAUUAACUACAGGAAGUGAGAAUUUACUGACGAAAACUAGAAAAUCUGUCAGUCUUGCGGACAACGUCGUGAUUUUAAAUAAUUCUGCCAGAGCUUCGAGGAGUUCUGAAAAGUCUGAGCAAAGCGUGACAGAUAACGGACCAUCGAGUUCAAAUACUUCAUCGAAGAAAGAAUUGCGUAAUGCUGGCUCAAAAAGAAAAGUACGCCGCGUGACCAAGUCGGUACACUCAAUUCCAAGCAAAAAUAAUAAUAGAGUAAUAAAAUCGACUCAUCGUACUUCCAGACCUUCGACAAGAAACGUUUCUGUUUCAACUUUGCUUGAAACGAAAGAUCGUUCCACUUACGUGGAUACAUUAAUUAUCACAAAUCAGAAUGAUUCACGAGUUUUAGCAUCAGCAUCAAGUAUUUCCACCUUGGAGAAAAAUAUUUGGAGCGCAUCGUCGCAGGAAGAAAAAGAUAGUUUUAGUACACAAUCGAAAGAAAGAUCCGAUAAAAAAAUCACAUGCGAUGGGGUAACGGAUUAUUCAAAUGAAAGGAGACCUAGUAAUUUAUCAUUUAUCCAAAAUGUUUUUAAGAAACUCAAAGAUAAGAAUAGUCAAACCCAAAAUGCACAGAAUAAGAAAAAUUUAAAUAAGAAGAAUGUAUCGAAUUUUAAAAAGAGAAUUUUACGAUUACUUAAAUCGACUGGAAGAUCAAGGACACACAACCAGGCGAGUUCGAUCAUUUUUGAUGAACUAAACAAGGAUUCGGAGGGUAUCAAAACGAGAACAGAAGAUAGUAAUGUUCCGAUUAAAACUCUAUAUACAAAUGAAAAACCAGUCAAAGAAGCAGAACUGUUAAUGUACCCUUUAUUGAACGAAGUAGAGAAGAGAGAUAUAUGCGAGACAAAAAGCACUCUGUUUGUGGACAAUGAACAAAAUUUGUCCAAUUCGUACAAGAACGAUGCGUUUGAAUGUAUUAUGAGAAAGGAACGAACCUGGUUGGCGGAAACAUCAGUUGCUGAUAAGGAUCAAUCCAAUAAGAAGAAUAAAACGGUUUCUUGUAUACCUUUGCUUAAAAAUCCUUUAGAUUUUCUCGAAAAGCGUAAGAAAGGUUAUGAGAAAGUUUCUAGUGAAACACGUUCCAGUAACGAAGAAUUAGUUGGUGUUAAAUCAAAUUCUGUUGAGAAUAAUCAAAUCGCAUCACAGAAGAGCAGUUUAGGAUCCGAUUUUAAAAAAGUUAGUACUGCAUCGAAGAAGGGCUCAGAAAUAACUGAUAAUGCUAAAAUAUCUGGGAAAAAUUAUGCUUCAAAGGAUCACGAUGUAUUGAUGUCAUCUUUUCCGGUGCAAGAAAUUAAUAGUGAUAAAAGAUCAUUAAAUAAUCGUCGAAAUAUCACGGAAACUGCGGGAACAGAGAUUCGAAAGGUGGAACCAUCGACGUCUCAAAAUAAUAUAAAAACGUUAACGAAACAUUCGACAAUAGAUAUUUUAAAUGAUACCAUGAAAUUAAAUUCAGAACAAUAUUACGGAUGUAAUAUUGGAUUGAUUAUAUCUGAUCCAAUGAUAAAUGAUAUGAGACAAACUAAGUCUUUAUCAAAUAUCUGUUCAAAGACAACUUUAGAUUUGAAGGAUGUAAAAGUCCAAUCUAAUCCUCGUAGUAACGUGAGUCAAAAUGAAAUUUCAGUAAUUAACGAAGGAAUUGACAAUAAUUCGAAAUAUCAAAAAUCGGGCAAAAUAUUCGAAACCAAAAUUCUGGGAAAAUUAUUCGCAACGCCUGAUCCAAAAUCAGGCAAAAAAUCUAAAAAUAAAUUUAUCUCUGGAUUACAUCCUCGAUCACCAAGAUUAGACGAUAUUUCGAACGUAAAAGAAAAGAGUGAAAUAAUAUGCCAGCAACAAUUGAUCGAAGAAAUAAUUAUUAAACCGUCAUCCGAAAACGAAAUCAGCAAACAAAAUGAAAAAUUUCUUCAUGAAACAAAGUCUACGAUUUCAGAUCAUUCUAACGAGCGUUUAAAAAAAUAUCAAAACGACGAAAUAUAUAGAAAUGAAAACUUUAUUUCCAUAUUGCCAGAGGAGACUCCGGUGAGGAAUUUUGAUUUGACUAAAACUGAUUCUGCGCCGCUAAAUUCCGAAAAUUUAUCUACGUAUACGCUUCCAAUAGAAAACCCAGUUUCAAAAUAUAUUGAAAUCCAAGAAAAUCUUCGAUCAAAUGAUUUAAGUACGUUAAGUGGGCCUGAGAAAUUAAAAAAUGCUAGUACCAAUAGAUCUAAAAAUUCUCUGAAGGCUCUGAUAUUACGACAUUCAAAAUCCUCUAAGAAAUCUUCGGAUAAUAAUGUGCACGAUAAAAGGACAAAAGAGAAAAAAUUAGAAAUUGCUACUGAACAGGUUUCCCAUAUCGCAUUUAAGGACACAACAAAAUUGCCGGAAUUCAUGACGCGGAAGAAAAGAGAAUGGAUUCAAAAUUCAACAGAGAUUUUACAGAAUAAUAAACCUUCAAUAUCAACAAAAGAUUCAGUACAAACAUUCAAGAAAACCUCAUCUCUACUUUCGCGAAUAUUUCACUCAAAUCGUAGGACUGUCAAAAAAAUAUAUAAUAAUUGCUCUAAUUCUCAUUAUCCUACACCAAGCGCAGCAGACACUACUAUGGCAUCUAAUAUUGUCACUCUUGGAGAGGAUAUAACUCGUAAGAGUUCUAACAUUAAUCACGUAACUGUCAAUGAUGCAGCAAGUACCUCAAAAGUUUUCUUCGACAAGAAUUCAGUGAUGCAACAACUAGGAAGGCAUUCAAAGUCAGCAGAUUUGAAAAAUGUGAAUCAGGAUGGAUAUGUGGAAAAAUCUACAGCAUCAAUGUUCAAAAGACGUUCUUCAUUAAUUAUGACAGUAGUAUCCAGUGGAAAAACUACCAGCCCCGUAACAGCAGAUAGUAGCGAGCAAUGCUAUUAUUUUUAUUACUUCCUGGGACCGCCAUUGGAUGUGGCGCUAGUGGACAUCGUAACGGUGUUAAAGCAACUCAUCGACAAAAUAUCAAGUUGUCAAACACAUAGGCCUAGAUAGAAUAUAUAUUUUUUAAGAAAACAAAAAUUAGAAUAA
Messenger RNA from Cephus cinctus (wheat stem sawfly), 3359 nucleotides. RefSeq lists its product as uncharacterized. Bases 282 to 3323 code for a protein of 1013 amino acids. The transcript is spliced from 3 exons. Lineage: Eukaryota; Metazoa; Arthropoda; Insecta; Hymenoptera; Cephidae. The record is from RefSeq and is a predicted model, not a curated record.